Papaver somniferum (opium poppy) is the source of this 1316-nucleotide messenger RNA. RefSeq names its product cytochrome c-type biogenesis CcmH-like mitochondrial protein. The transcript is spliced from 5 exons. Lineage: Eukaryota; Viridiplantae; Streptophyta; Magnoliopsida; Ranunculales; Papaveraceae. The record is from RefSeq and is a predicted model, not a curated record. The coding region runs from base 535 to 996 and encodes 153 amino acids.
ACCUUCAUGAACGUUUUAUCUGCAAGUGAAAAAAAACACUUUGACCUCCUAGAGAGCUUUGCCUUCUCCUCUUAAAGAGCACGUCUUGAGUCGAGAGUGUGCUGCGUCUAGACCUAGAGUAACAACUUCGACUCGGGACUUGGAUCACGUUUCUCUAACUCAUACCAAAAUUCGGGCACCCUUUACUACAAAUUCUCUUCCUCUUCAAUUGUGUUUCACUGCCAUGCGCGGAACAGGUUACAGUACAUUGUGAAGAAAAAGGGAGCGACGAUAUAGAGCCGGUUUUAGCACGGGAUGCCUGUCGGUUUCAAUCAAACUGACCUAAUAACGUGAAUCAAGCAGUUUCAGUUUAAAUCCACUCCUAUUGUCGAAGUGCUUUGAUAAAAGUCUGCUGUGCAAUUCAGAGUAAGCUUCUUUGCCUGGAUUUUAGGCUGUCCACCUUUCAGGAUCACCAACUGUAGCGAGAAGCACAGCUCUAGUUACCCUAAACUCUGUUUUCCAGAGAUCUUGGUGGUAUUAGUGGUCGUUUGGGUGAUGGAGAAGGAAGACGAAGCAGUGAAGAAUGCACAGGUUGUGGAAGCUAGGGCCAGAAAUAUUAGCCACAAUGUACGGUGUACAGAUUGUGGAAGUCAAUCAAUUGAAGACUCACAAGCUGAUGUUGCCAUUCUUCUGAGGAAGUUGAUCCGUGACGAAAUUCGCUCUGGGAAAAGCGAUAAAGAGAUAUUUAAAAAGCUGGAGGACGAUUUUGGAGAGACGGUACUUUAUGCUCCACGUUUUGAUCUACAAACUGCGGCUCUUUGGCUAUCACCGUUUCUAGUUGCAGGGGGUGCGGCAGGGGUAUGGGCUUAUCAAAAGCAUAGACAGAAGACUAACGUGCACAUAAUGGCGCUGAACCUAGUGAGGGGUGUUCCGUUAACCCCGAGAGAAAGAGAGACGAUGCUAGAUAUUCUAACACCACCACCUGCACCAGGCAGAAGGCGAUGGUGGGGUUUAUAAUGACUGCUGACUCCAUAGCUUGCACAACUUCUUCCAUUAUCUUAAAGGUUUUAUUGCCUCCUUUGGUAAUGUUUUACCAAUUAAUGUGAGAUUCUGUAUGGUUUUUUAUGCGAAGUUGCAUAUUUUUUUUUAUCAAUGGUGGAGAAAAACUCUGUCCGAAGUUGACAAGUGGAGUUUUAGUUCAAACCAAAAUUUUGUAAAGGAGAAUUUUGCCCUAUGAAUGCUUCUUGAAUUCGACUCUGACGGAAUGUCAUAGCCAAACUAUUUUAACAUGGCUGCUAAUAGAGGGUGCUAAUUUUACCACCUCCAUUUCACGCAAA